AUGAUCAUAAUUAUCCUCAAACACCUAACUCUUGCCAUUCUUUUUCCACCUGACCUUGAUGUCAUUGAAGGAGAAACUCGCCUAACGACAAACAUCUUGAGAAAUAUGCAUUUGUUCCAUCUAGAGUCCAAUUUAGGUGUUUCGAUGCCUGAGCCUGACCCUGAUUCUGAGGAGGAUAAACCCAUUCCUGAUGCAACCAUACAUGAUGUUGCUGCUCCAGUGCAACAAGAGCGUGUCACGCAUCCCUAUCAUGACAUUGUUUUUGAAAUAAAUACUGAGAUGGUGGAGUUUAGAGAAGAGUUUUAUACCUUUAGAGACAAUCAACAAGCACACAACCAACAUGUGGAUUCCCUUGUGACUAACAUGCAUAGGGUACUUGGUUUAGGUGGUCAACCCACACGACCACCUUAUUACUCUCAAUAUCCACACUACCCUCCACCGUAUAAUCCAUAA
Messenger RNA from Lactuca saligna, 453 nucleotides. NCBI's taxonomy places the organism in Eukaryota, Viridiplantae, Streptophyta, Magnoliopsida, Asterales, Asteraceae. The record is from the annotation of a GenBank genome assembly.